This is a messenger RNA of Aspergillus homomorphus CBS 101889, 1497 nucleotides long. Its product is annotated as cytochrome P450. The record is from RefSeq and is a predicted model, not a curated record. The coding region runs from base 1 to 1497 and encodes 498 amino acids. The transcript has 6 exons. Lineage: Eukaryota; Fungi; Ascomycota; Eurotiomycetes; Eurotiales; Aspergillaceae. Gene Ontology annotation, molecular function: iron ion binding; oxidoreductase activity, acting on paired donors, with incorporation or reduction of molecular oxygen; monooxygenase activity.
AUGGCCGUGCCCUCAGGGCAGUUCGAAAUCAACCCUUCGGGAAUCAUCUCGCUCCCAAUCCUCGCCAUCGUGUUGAUCCCUUGGCUUUUCAUUCUUUUCAUCCAAUUGCUUCCUAAGGGACCAAUCAUUAAGGGGGUCCCAGGCUCGUUCCUGGACUUGUUCCUCUGCGGUUCUGCCACCAAGUUCGCCUUUCUGUCCGGUCGGAGUGCCCACUACUUUCACUCGUUGCACGAAUCAUAUGGCAAGAUCGUACGGUUUGCUCCGGGCCAGGCGACUACAAAUACCAUCAGAGGCCUGCGCAACAUUUAUGGUGCUGGCUCGGGAAAAGGUACCGCCUUCCUUAAGACCGGUUUCUACAAGGGUAUCUCGAGACGGAAUAUCUUCACUGCGAGUGACCCUGUCUACCAUGCUUCUGUACGGAAGCUGUUCGCUCCUUCUCUUAGCCCCGGCAGCAUGCAGGCCCAUGCAGGUGUCAUCAGAGAGCGAAUCUUGCAUUUGCACGCCACGAUGAAGGAGAAAAUGGAAAAGACAGACACACUCUCCUUGAACCAGCUGCUCUACUGCCACUCCGUCGACACUGUGUCCGAAGUGCUGCUUGGCAAGCCUUUGGGUUGUCUGAAGCGCGGAAAGCCCUACUUCUGGACCGAGCAAUUGCCUCGUAUCUUCUACUGGAGCACCAUCCGUGAUCAGUUCAAGGGGUCAGGAGUCCCCACCAUGAUCAAGUGGAUGCUUCGCCAUUUGAUUCGCAAGGGUGUUCGCCAGUCUGCAGAACAGGCAAGAAUGAGACUGAUCAAUGAACAGCUUGGCGCGUCUCAUACCCGUCGGGACGUCAUGGUCGAGGUAAUGGAGCGGGCAGGCACAGGUGACCUGCCUGUUCCUGAGAUUGCCGAGAAUUUCUCCGCGAUCAUGCUGGCUGGAUUUCAUACCACACAGAAUGCUCUCUGUGCAACCAUCUAUUUCGUUCUGACCCAUCCUGAGGUGCAUGCCAAAUUGAACCAGGAGCUGCGCUCGGUCUUCACGUCGGCGGAGGAUGUUUCAGGGCACGUUGCACAAGACCUACCAUAUCUGAACGCUGUCAUCACAGAAUCGCUCCGUUUGUAUCCUCCUGUUCCAGUUGGAGGCCCGCGUGUUUCACCCGGAGCCUAUGUGGAUGGGACUUAUAUCCCGGCCGGAACUGAGAUCUGCACUUCGAUCUUCGCCUUGCACCACAACCCCGAGUAUUUCAAUGAGCCCUAUGAGUUUAUUCCUGAACGAUGGACAGAGCCAGAUUGCACAGACAAGAAGGAGGCUGUCCAACCUUUCUUGGUGGGCAGCCGGUCCUGCGUCGCCAAGUAUUUUGCCAAACAGAUGAUGCAGCUGACCCUCGCUGCAUUUUUCCUGGACUUUAAUGCGGAAUAUGUCGGCCCUGUGAAAGACUGGCAACGCGAGAGUCGCUGCUAUGCUUUCUGGGAACUUCCCGACUUGAAGCUGAAGCUUCGAAAGCGUGAGAUUGAUUAA